GAUUCAGAUUUAUAACGCAUUCGGGAUAACGAAACUAGACUGGAUUCGAGCAGAAUGGGACACCGGGUAAACAAGAUUGUGGAUGUGUAUCGACAGCUGAGCAGGUUUCCUGAGCCGGUGUCUGCAUGGAUAUCUAACCUUUCUGGCAAAAAACAGACCAUCCUUAACACUCAGUGGUCUCAACAUGACUUUGAAAGGAAAGAGAAGGUCAAAUUUUCUCGAGACUAUCUUUUGAGUGGACAAGGGAAUGUCAGUGUGGACUUCAGAUCCCCAAAUAGAGAAAUAUCUAAUGAAUUAUGGAAUGAAGAAUCUCCAUCAGGUUCGUUCAGAGCUAUAGUUAAAAAGGUCACCAAGAAAGACGAGGAUAAGUACUUUAUAGAGGUUUGGGAAGGAACACACAAAAGCCAGUGUAUUGAUACACUAGCACAGUCUAAACAUGGCAAGAUCUAUGAGAAUGAUGGCCAAUUUGGAAGUUUUGUCUGGUCUUACUCCGAGAAAAGCCUGCUUUAUAUCGCUGAGAAGAAACUGCCUAAAUCUGUGUCCUACUUUGAGCGUGAGAAAGCAGAUGACGACAAAGGCAAAAAAGAAGAAAUAUCACGGGGCACAGAACAUUUUUACAAGGACGAUUGGGGAGAACAGCUGACAGGCAAACACCUGAGUGUAAUUUGUAUUCUGGACCUUGAGUCAGGAGAUAUCCGAGUUCUGUCUGACAUUCCUGAUGACCUCUUCCUUGGUCAGGCUUGCUGGGCUCCCUCAGACUCGGGUGUUCUUUUUAUAGGCUGGGACAUCAACCCAUACAGGCCUGGUAUAAUUUACUGUCCAAUCAGAAAGUCAUUCGUAUAUCAUCUGGAUUUCAAGUCAUCAGUAUUAAAAACGGUCAGUGAGGAAGGUCGUAGCUGUAGAAGUGUAAGGGUCAGUCCUGACCAGUCCAAGCUGGUGUACCUUGAUAACGACAUCGGUGGACCCCAUAUGCAGGGAAGCCGGUUAUUGAUGUAUGACUGGGCUACUGGAGACCUGAAUGUACUGUCUGAUACAGUGGCUGCCCCAGCAGCUAAUGAGUUCCCUGGUUUAAGUCUGCUAGGAUUACCACAGCGCUGCUGGAGUGCCGACAGCCGUAGAGUAGUAACCAGCUCUUUGUGGAGGAGUAAUGUGGUAGGACUGGUAAUUGAUGUGCAGGGAAAAUCAAUAACAAGAAUUACUCAAGGAAACAAGUCCUUUGGAGUGAUGGAUGUCAAUCAAGAUAGGAUUGUGUUCUGUUGCUCCUCCCCAAAUCAACCUCAUUACAUGGCUGUGGCUGAACUUCCUAUCGGAGGAUCAGAGGCAGAACUUACAAUGACACCUAUAGAUGGACAGCCGUCACCACUGACUGAUUCUAAAUACGAGCUGUUAACACUAAUACCAACAGAUGACCGGAUACACCCGAAGUACGGUAAAAUGGACUAUGAAGCUAUCCUGAUCAUGCCAGCAGAAGAAAAGGAAAAACCACCUAUGAUUGUUUUCCCUCACGGUGGACCGCACACUGCCUUUCCUACAUCUUAUCUGCGUUAUGCUGCUGGUUUUUCUGCCUGUGGUUUUGCCGUUCUUAUGGUGAAUUACAGAGGGUCUUUUGGAUUUGGGGAGAACAAUUUGCGAUCCCUUCUCGGAUUCAUAGGAGACCAAGAUGUGAAAGAUGUCCAUGCAGCGGCAGAGGCUGUGGUCAAGAGUGGUCGAGUUGAUGGCAGUAAGGUGGCAGCCUUUGGUGGAUCACAUGGUGGUUUCCUCACAACACACCUCCUGGGUCAAUACCCGGACUUUUACAGAGUCGGAUCCUGCAGAAAUCCAGUGACAAAUCUAACAAACAUGAUGGGUGUAACUGACAUCCCUGACUGGGUGAUGGUAGAAUCUGGUCUUCCCUUUGAUUACACGGUCGUACCAGAUGGAGAACAUUUGGCCCAGAUGUUGGCCAAGUCACCAAUAGCUUACAUUGAUCAGUUUAAGGCCCCAUUACAAAUAAUGCUAGGUCUAGAUGACCGAAGAGUUCCACCGAAACAAGGGGAGCAAUUCUACAAGGCUCUGAGAUCCAGGAAUAUUCCCACCAGGUUGGUGACAUACGAGGGAAACAGUCAUCCAAUCAUCACAACAGAUGCUGAGUCUGAUGCAUUUGUCAAUACUAUAACCUGGUUUGACACUCAUCUAGGUCAAUGAACGUAGUGCUGAGGAUUGGUUUAACACACACACAUGGACUUGCACUGAGGAUCGGAACAAGUGUCCAGGACAUGAUAGACUUGGUUCUAUAAAUACUUGAUGUUAGUGACAGCAACACACUUUCUUUUUUUGUAUCUUGAUGAUACUGUAUAUAUUUCAAACAGAGUAUUUUUUAUAUAACCUUGUUUUAUACCUCAUGAUUAUAAAUGGUGCCACGAUUCAUUGUCUUUGUUUCAUUUACAGUGUGAUUGAUAUAUUGCCAUAUUAUGUAUCCCAGAGAAUUUUACUCCAACUCAACACCAGGAAUUACCAGAGUACCAUCCCCAAACCAUAGCUAUCAUCUGACUGUAAACAUAAUAAUCAAAAUUUAGUCCACAGUAGUCAGUAGACAGUGUAUUUUUGCAGUCACAAAUUAAUUUAAAUCCAAGACAUGAUGCUGACUGGGAGUAUCUCAGCCAAGAGUGUUAUUAUUUUAAAGCUGUCUGAUUAACUAUUACCUAACUAUUACCUAACCAUUUGAAGUAAUUUAAUCUGUACACCCCUGGUAUUUUACUGGGGAGAAAUUAUUUGAAUUUCAGUCUGUGUAAUGUUGUUCAAAAUUGCAUGUUUGAGACUGGUAAGAGUUAUGUUAAAAUUGUUAGCUUGCCAUGUCUGAACGACCAAAGUAAGCUAUAUUGUACCACUACCUCCAUCUGUAAAAAAUACCUUUGAAGUUAAAGGGUGUGUCUAGAAUGGCAUCAUAACAUGAAAAUGGUUGAGAGUCAAACCAUAUACAAUAGCUGAGUAUGAAGAGAUGGAUCGAGAUAUCCAAACUACCUGGAUUUGCCUCUUGGUCUGCCCCACCCUUGGGAGCUUAUAUUUAGUACCUAGGUCAUAGCAUGGAAAUGGUUGGGAUCCCCACCCUAUAACCAUAUGCCCUAGCCGGUAACCCAUGGCAACUCAAUUAGUCCCUGGGUCACAAUUGCAACUUUGAUCAAGUUGAAAUCCCCACACCGAUUACCCUAUCUUAUCAUAUAUACAAUUGCCAGGCACAAAGAAACAAAUAACACAAUCAUGCUUUCAAAAUUGGCUCAAGGCGAAGAGUCAGGCUCAGCUAGCUGUUGAAACUUAGCCCUAGAGUCAUAGUACAGAAAUUGUUGAGAACCUCACCCUGAAACUGCAUGUAGAUUUUUUGGCAUAAAAAUGUGGAAUGAAGAGACAUUUUGUAAUUACAAUUAAUAGAUGCCUACCUGGUUUCACCUUGGAGUGUUCCCCAGCUGUUAAAAAUUUAGUCACAUGGUCAUUAUAUAGGAAUAGUCGAGAUCCCUACCCUAUAACCAUUAUACAAAUGCUUGGCAUGAAGAGACAAACAUGAUCAUGCUAUCAGAAUUGACCUCAUGGUUAGGCCCCGCCCUUUGGGAUUUAAACCCUGGGUCAUAACAUGAUACGCUAUAACCACAUUCAUGUAUACAAUUUGCUGGAGAUGAAUACAUGCUUGAUUUGUCCCUGUUAAUCUAGUCCUUUGAUAAUAAGUUGAUACCUCUAAAUGAUUGAUAUUACCACCCAAUUAAUAUAUACAUAAUGUGUGUGUGUACUGAGCAUAAAGAGAUGAGAUUCUCAUGCUACCAGAGUUAGCCCGGAGUUUUGACUGUAUCCCUAGAGAUUUACUUGAAAUAUUAUUUCAAUUGAGAAUAUUUUGACAAAGAAAUAGAAGAUAUAUCAUUUAUCUAGGACGCUGUGUCUCCAGCCCCUUUCUGUGAGAAUAAUUUGCUUAAAUAUCCAGUUGAUACAGGCUCUCAAAGCCUCUUGCAAUUAUUUAUUGAAUAUAUGUGGAUGUAUUAUAAUGGAUGUGUUAUAAUGGAUGUGAUUAUAGUUUAAUUACCAUACAUGCACUUUUCAUAGUUCAUGCAUGUUUCCAUGUCUAGUGCUGCAUUUACUUAAAUGACUUAACAUCUAGAGUUGAUGGAAAAAGUGCUGAAAUCAAAUUAUUGCAAAAAGAAUUAUUUCAACAUAGAAACAAAAGUUCGGAAAACUACCUACAUCUGCAAGUCUGUAACGUGAGCCACUGUUAACUAAACAAUAGGACUUUAUGGAAAGAUGCAAAUGUACAAGCACGUGUUAAGUUGUGUAAGUUAGUGAUUUGUGAAAAACAAAAUUGUUGUGUAUUCUAGUGAAUGUUUUUGUAACGAGUCCUGGUGACCUGAAUCACUGAAUGGCGAUACAUUGUACCAUUGUAAAGAUUAUCUUUAUGUAUCGGUUAUUUGUAUUGGCAAUACACAUGUACAUGUAUGCUAUAGGGUUUCUUUACCUGCAUUAUGUUUGAGAUGCUAGUACAGGAUAUAUUUAAACAGAAGCUCAUUUAUUACAUUUAUUCAGAAUAAUUACACGCAUCUACCGUAUUUGUAAUGGAUGAGUGAUUUGAUAAAUUGCAUACUAGAGUAAUAAAUUUAAU
Messenger RNA from Mizuhopecten yessoensis (Yesso scallop), 4615 nucleotides. RefSeq names its product acylamino-acid-releasing enzyme-like. The transcript is spliced from 23 exons. Bases 55 to 2184 code for a protein of 709 amino acids. The record is from RefSeq and is a predicted model, not a curated record. Gene Ontology annotation, biological process: proteolysis. Gene Ontology annotation, molecular function: serine-type endopeptidase activity. NCBI's taxonomy places the organism in Eukaryota, Metazoa, Mollusca, Bivalvia, Pectinida, Pectinidae.